Trichogramma pretiosum is the source of this 1223-nucleotide messenger RNA. RefSeq lists its product as uncharacterized. Lineage: Eukaryota; Metazoa; Arthropoda; Insecta; Hymenoptera; Trichogrammatidae. The record is from RefSeq and is a predicted model, not a curated record. The transcript is spliced from 4 exons. The coding region runs from base 1 to 1077 and encodes 358 amino acids.
AUGAUCGGAGCGCUGUUGCUAAUUUUGUGGAUAUUCUGCGCUUCCGGCGCGAGGCUAGUGCAAUGCCACAGCGCCGAGGAAGACCAGAGCGACUAUCCGGCCGUGGAUUACACGGAUUACGUGCUCAGCACCACGGAAUCGAGCAGUUCUUAUUUGCGAAACGUCGUGAGCGAGCUGCAGCGAUUUCACGGAAUCGAGCCGAAAACGAAGCCACCGCCGAGAAGAAGACCGCCGAUGGUCAUGACUCCCGUGACCACGACGAGGCCGAUUUUCAGACAGCCACCCACGCGCCUAGAGACGCAGCCGAGCCAACAGCAGAUAGUUCAACAAAAAAGGCCUAUGGCGACGCCUCCACAAAAUCCCAGCGUACUCGGCUUCACGCCGGCCCAACUGGCCACCAUGUACCGGACGGCCCUCGAGCAGGGCUCGCCCUUGCGCUACGACGACCUCGUGACCUCGAUCAAUCGCUACCUGCCGAAAAUUCUCGGCCUGGAUGGCAACGAGAUAAAUCAAAAUUCCGUCGAGCCACCGAUGGCUGCUGCAGCGGCGAAUUUGCCUUAUCAUUUGACACCGCCGCAAGUGGAUCAAAAGUACGCAUAUUACUUUUAUCCGCUCGACACUUUUCGACACGAGUUGAUAGAUUCCCACGGAUACAGGACGCUGCCACCCGCCCGUCCAUACGAUUUUUAUGGCAAUCGACAUUAUGGUGAUUUGGUUCCCGCGGAAAGCAUCCGUCUUCCCAUGACAGCAGCCGCUACUACUGCAACUUCGUCAACUAAUCCCAUCAUAGUUGGCCUCAGCAGUUUUCUCGGAAUGGCACUGUUCUUCAUAGUAAGCCUUUUCGUGUACCCAAGGUUCAUACACUUUUUCAAUUUUCCACUCGUCGCGACUCGUGGUAUAACGCGUCAAAGCCACGCUGCGCAAAGCAGCCUCGUUGCCAGAUUGGUUUGGGAAGCGCUCGAUAGCUAUAGUCGAGCCAACGUUUCUUUGUCCAAAAAAAAUGAUUCGGCUUUUCGUGGCACGCGAACAGCAACGACGACGAUGACAUCUAUGAUUCGUCGGCGUUCGCGACGAUGAGAGAGAGGGAGGCAAAAAGAAGCCACGAAUGUAGGUCAAUUGUUUCUUCGACUGCUACUUUUAAUUAAUAUAACUAAUUAUGCGCAAGUAAAAGCGCCGACUGCAAUUUAUUAUUUAAUUAAAAGAUGAUAUGUUGCAUUUAUACA